CCUUGAUUUGCUCGUUAAAGAUUUUUUCUCAUAAUAAAUAUGGCACACAAGGUGCAUUCAAAAUUUUCAAUGAAACCACAAGCCGCAGAUAAAACAAAAAAAAUCAUCCAGCAGAAAAGCAAGAAACUUUCUAAGUCAUCAGUUUAAAAACUAAUCCUCCUUCAAAAUAAACUACAAUAAACUCCAUAAUGGUUCGAAGAAGGGUAUCGACGAAUUCGGCCAAGCUGGCUUCGAUGAACGCCUAUCAGCAGUUGUGGCAGCAGCAGCAACAGCAAUAUGCCAGGAAUCCCUUGGUCGCCUCAAUGCCGGAAUAUUGGCACUCCGUGUGCAACAAGUUGGGAGGCGCCAUGCCUCGAAUGGCGGCAAUGGCUCCACCGGAGGUCAGCAGCCGGAAAUUGAGUCGUCUGCGUCGUCAGCUGAUGAAAGUGCCCAGAGAAGCAGUUCCGUUGCAGAGCUUCAUACCAAAUUAUGGGCUGCAGCAGCAUCCGCAACUGCAAUUCCAGCAGAUAUAUCGCACCGCGGGAAAUAUACCCUACCUAAGACAAGGCGUUUCCAAGGCAGCCCUGCCACAACCAGGUUGCUUUUUGGCCACGUGUCAAAGCCAAUGCUUAAGGAAUUUACCAGCAACAUCAGCAGCAGCACUAGGUGUUGCACCCACCGCACCGCAGCAACAUCACGGAGCUUUGCAUUUCAAUCAGGGGAAUUUAUUCGAUUACCCGGCAACGGUGAGUGCUAUGCAAUGGCAACAGCAGCAAUAUCAAGUGCAGCAGCAACACAAGCAAUUUCUUAUGCAACAGCAACAGAAAGCAGUGCCUGCCAGUAUUUUGAAGAAGUCGUCAAGAUUUGAAGUUGGUCACAACUUUGGUAGUGAUUUGCAGGCCUCCGAUCCCUUGAAAUCCAAACGAGUGACCAUCAAAGGCACAGCUGCCACACGUUCCAUGUAUCAAGAACCAGUAGUUCAACCAAUCAAGCCCGAGAUUCCACCCAAGCCAAAUAAAAGAAUGAAACAAAAUAUACUGAAGAAAGAACGCCAAAAACUGCAGCAGUUGCAAAUCCAACAUGACCUUCUGAAACAGCAUCAAUCUUUGCAAGAUCAGAAAGAACGGGAAGAGGUGCAACACAAAAAAAAACAACAGCAGCAACAUCUCUUGCAACACCAACAGGAGUUGAGGAAGCAGCAUCUACAUCGGGAAACCCAGCUGCAACUGGAUCAAAGUAAAAGCUUUAAUUUCGGGAAAUUCGCCAACCACUUUAUAGAAGGAUGCAGUUGGGCCUCAGAUACAGAAUCUUCCAUGUACACAGCAGCAAAUGCAGAAAUAAAACCAGCAAAGCAGCAAAAUAUGCCACAGGUUCCUAAGCAAGUUCAGAGUUGUGGGUCUAAGAGCUUUUCCUACGAAGAAACCAGAGAUGAGAUUAAAAAGGAUUUCAUAAAUAAGUUCCAAGCUAACCCAGAAAAGUCGGAGCUUCUCAACCGAGAGGGUAAGACGUCUUCGAAGCGCUUUCUGAAUCGUCAAGCCAGAAGACUGGAUUUAGGAAACGAUAGCAGCACCGUAACCCUAACCAAAGAACAAGAUCAGUCAAAGUCUCAAUAUCAAAGUCGAACCUCGUUGACCGACAAAGCCACAAACACUCUGGAUGAUAUAUUGAAACCUGGACCUAAGCAAGUUCUUUCGUCCACCUCAGCAACUAGUAAGGGAUCGAGAAAAUUAAACAUCAAUGAGCUGUUAAGAAACGAAAAAGUCAAGGGACUAGAGGGCAAUCCCAUGUGGCAUUCACUCAUGCAACUAGUGGCUCACAUGUGCGAGUCCAGGGAAAGUGAAAAGGACGAUAAGGAGCCAAAGAGUCGCUUAAUGGCAGGAUCUGGAUCCGAAGGUUGCCAAAAGCAGUACUCUGUGUACUUGUUGGUUACCUCCGAUGAGGAGGACGAAGAGGGAAAUCCAUCCAAACCAAAAGUUGAGCAUUCGAAAAGUGAACCAAAAUUGGCGAGUGAUAAAGGGAUUCAUGGAGAAGAGUACGCCAAUCGCUGCUGCAAUGUUUAUGAGGCAGAACAUCCCAGGUUAGGUCGCCGGAAACGGUAUCGGAAGCGAUUGAACCCCCGCCUGGUUAAUCUUUCCAUCCCCUACCCUUGCACGCAAUCGCAGCUGCCAAUGAGAAGACCGCUCCACUGGCCCAAGCCCGAUUUCUCCAAGUCCAAAAGUCGUUUGAACCGUACUCGCAACCCAUCUCGAUGUCGUUCCCGCUCCUCAACCAAGUUGACACUGAAGUUGCGAAACCAGAGAUCACUAAGCUCAGCUCUUGACGAGAAACACAGCUGGCGACUGUGGGAGGAUCUGCCGAUGACGGCCAAAGCUCUGAAUAAGGCAUAUAGCCGCAUAAUGCCUCUUCCUGGUGCUAAACGAAUCUGCUCUGAGAUAUAGGACAUCCAAAAAUGAUUUUGUUAACUAACUCUAGACAAGCCAAUUUCAGAUCAUCGACGAAUUCUAAGGCACAGCUUUAUUCCACCAAGAACAUAUUUAUUUGGGGAACAGAGCUGUUCCCAAAAUUUCGUUCUUAGUCUGAGAUUUUUUCCUAUUUCAAAUAAAAGCCUAAACCUUGA
Messenger RNA from Drosophila rhopaloa, 2596 nucleotides. RefSeq names its product protein naked cuticle. NCBI's taxonomy places the organism in Eukaryota, Metazoa, Arthropoda, Insecta, Diptera, Drosophilidae. The transcript is spliced from 2 exons. The record is from RefSeq and is a predicted model, not a curated record. The coding region runs from base 189 to 2417 and encodes 742 amino acids.